UAAAAUUAAAAAAAAAAUAACUUGAUGUGUAUAGCAUUUUUGAGCUGUAAAUUUCGUGAAUUCUCAAGCAGCAUCACUUUGUGUCUAAUUUCCUUUUAAUUUUUAUUCCUUUAUAAGAUUGUCGCAAUGAAUUCUACUAGAAGACAUAGCUCCGACUACGAUGAUGGAUUUGAUGCCACGGAUUGGGAUGUAUUUGGCGCCGACACAGAUGACGGUAACACAAGGAAUGAUCGUUAUAGUAAUGCAUAUGGUGAAUACAGAGGAGGAUAUGGACCUAUGAAUAGUGCCAGUAACAGAGAUGGAUUUGGACCAAUAAAUAAUUUUGGAUAUGGACCACCUAAUCUUGUUAGUUAUCCACCUAACCUGAUGGGCCAAGGACCUUUUGGACCUGGUCCUCGGCCCUGGUACAAUCAAGAAGAUUAUUAUAUGAUGGGCAGGGGUUAUGGUCCUCAAGGUCCUGUGAGACCAAGGAGAUACAAUGAUAAAGCUAUGAAAUUUCUGUUAAAAUGUGGGGUUCCAAAGGAAAAUUUAAGAAAUCUGCCAAAAGCAUUGCUUGAAUUAAUGACUGAAGAAAGUUGUGGAUUGUGCGGUCUGACUUUCAAUGCAUAUUCAAUGGCUCGCAUCCAUUAUGUUUCUAAAAACCAUUACAAGAAUAAUAAGAAAUGGUUAACUCAACAUUCCGAAGUUGGAUUACAAAACAAUGCUGAGGUUCCUUUUAAGGCCCGUGAAUUGUAUUGUGAACUCUGUGAUGUUCACAUCACAUCAACACUUCAUGCUAAAUCUCAUUACGCCGGGAAACCGCAUCGAGCUGUUGUAGAUGGUCGGAAGAUGCCUCGGAACCCAAUCUUGCUCCAAGAACAUAUGGCUUCGCGCUUGGAGCAGCUUAUCCGGCGCGAGAAGAAAAGUUUAAAAGCAGUCGAAGAUGAAAAUGGCAAAGCUGAGGAAACAGCCAAAAACAGCAAGUUAGUACAGUCUGAGCUCUACUGCCAAAUAUGCAAGACCUCUGUAACAUGCAGCGAGCAAAUGACCCGGCAUUUAAAUGGUAAACGUCAUUUGGCAAAAGAAAAGCAGCACAUCCUGAGAAUGAUGAAAGGCGAAUCUAAAGACGACGGCAAAGAGAAGAGCAAUAAAAAUGGGGCAGAAGGUGAUAAAGUAGGGUGCGAUGAAAGUGAUGGUGAAGACGCAGGUGAUGAUGUUGAAGAAGGAAGUGGAGUUGUUGAUGAUCAGCAAGGAGACAACCAGAAAGGUGAAGAAGGCGAUUGGGGAAAUGGUAGCGGAGACUGGGAUGAACCAGAGACUAAAUGAUAAUUGAAACACUAUAGAAUUAUACUAAAGUUAUAUGUUAUCCAGACAAAAGAACACAUUGAAGAACUUUGAUUUUAGUAACUAAAAUUCAAAUGGAAAAUAACACGGAUAGAUUGUUUCUACAAGCAUGGUGAGUGGAAAUUCACAGUAAGAGUAAAGAAAUAAGAAGAAUUUAAUUUAGUGUAAUUUUCGUAUUUACAAUAGAAAUCUGUUGUCUUGCUGGGUUUUUCUAUUGAAUGCUUAAUUUUUGCUAUAGAUACGUGCUGUAGACUUAAUUUGCUUUCUCCUUGUAUAGAAAACUCUGUCAGGGUGACUUCUUAGUCUUGCACGCUUUUUUUGAAAACAAAUCUAUACAGUCCUGUACACAAGUGUUUUUUUUUUAUUUGAACCAUGAAUAAUAUGUUUACAUAACACUAUAUUACCUUUAUAUAUAAAUUUGUAAUCGGAUUUUCCAUGUUUGCGGAACUUCAUAUUUGUUGAAAUAAUUGUAUUUACAAGAUUUGUAGAGUAAUGUUUGGGUUCAAUCUGAAAAUAAAGAUGAAUGGUUGAA
Molecule: messenger RNA, 1855 nt
Organism: Papilio xuthus (Asian swallowtail)
Lineage: Eukaryota; Metazoa; Arthropoda; Insecta; Lepidoptera; Papilionidae
Gene: dbf
Product: doublefault
Exons: 10
Coding region: 127-1305 (392 amino acids)
Molecular function (GO): nucleic acid binding; zinc ion binding
Source: RefSeq, a predicted model, not a curated record